This is a messenger RNA of Scophthalmus maximus (turbot), 2454 nucleotides long. It is a transcript of the gene mettl13, whose product is annotated as methyltransferase 13, eEF1A lysine and N-terminal methyltransferase. The transcript has 10 exons. NCBI's taxonomy places the organism in Eukaryota, Metazoa, Chordata, Actinopteri, Pleuronectiformes, Scophthalmidae. Bases 174 to 2234 code for a protein of 686 amino acids. The record is from RefSeq and is a predicted model, not a curated record.
AAAUAACCGCACACAGAGUCUGUGACCUGACACAGUAAAACCGAAACGUUCUGGAGGUUUGUAACAGCUUCAGUCGACAAUGAGUCUGUUACCUCGCACUGCUGAAGAGUUCAGCUCCGCGGAGUACUGGGAGAGGUUCUUCAAGAAGCGAGGAGAGAAGGCUUUCGAGUGGUAUGGAGACUACAACAAACUCUGCGGCGUCCUGCACAAAUACAUCAAGGUGCAAGAUCAGGUGCACCACACUGUCAGGUCUGCAUCAUCAUCUGAUCUUCAAAAUCACAAGCAGCUUUUGGCAUCAAGUGUUGGUGGUUGGUUGUGGUAACUCUGAACUGAGUGAGCAGCUGUAUGAUGUUGGCUACAAACAUCUGACUAAUAUUGACAUCAGUGAGACAGUGGUGACUCACAUGAACCAGCGCAAUGUGGAGCGCCGGCCAGGACUGACCUUCCAGCAGGUCGAUGCUACACAAACUCCAUACCAGGAUGCCUGCUACCAGGCAGCUCUGGAUAAAGGGACGCUGGAUGCCAUGGCCUCUGAAGAGGAAGGAGCUCUGGCCAGGAACAUGCUCACUGAGGUGGGCCGUGUGCUUAGUGUCGGGGGCCGGUAUGUCUGUGUGACGUUGGCUCAAGAGAGUGUGAUCAAGUUGGCUGUGGAGCACUUUGUGCAGCUGGGUUGGGCUGUAAGGCUCCACUGCCUACAGGAGGAAAGUGGAAAAGAAGAGGACUCAUUUUCUCUGCCUGUCUUUGUUCUGGUCUGCACCAAGUUUCGCCAGCCUAUGCCCGCACCCAUUCUAGAGAUGUGUCUCGGGGAGGAUGGAGCCUCAAGGCGUCUCACACAGGUCUCAGAAUUGUUGUCAUCUGUGAGGGAGCAUCAGGCCUACUCUGUCUUGAGAAAGAAGCUCCGCACGGGCACAGACGCCUGCUCGAAUCCGUCACUCAAUCUCUGCCACGCCAAAACUGGCCUUCCCAGAUACACUCUCACAGUGCAAGAUUGCUCCCCAGGAGCCAAGGUGCCAAGAUCAAACCACUUUGGUAUAUUUAUAGUGCCUCAAGGCAGCGAGACAGCUUGGCUCUACAGUUCCAGCGAGGGGCGAAAACAGCUGGCAGCCAGUGCUAACUUUCGACGCCUGGUUAUUGUGGCAUUGCACAGAAAUCAGGAGUUCACAGACAUGCAGGCUGUCCAGUCGGAACUCUCCCCAAUGGUGAUGGACCUGGCUCCUCCGGGUAUGCCAGCCAACCAGCAGGUGCCUUUUCUGUCAGUGGGAGGUGACCUGGGCUGGCGAGAGGAGGUCAGCAGGGGUGUGAGCAAGCUGAGCGGAGAGUAUUGUGUCGAGAAUGUCAAAGGAGAAGAUGGAGAAUUGUAUCGUCGACUUGUUUUCCUGUCUAAUGCUGCCCUCGUCCAAUCAGAGAGCCGUCUCGUUUCCUCAAAUACCACCUCAAGUCACAAGAAGAAGAGCAAAAAGAAGAGCAAACCAGCAGCUCCACCAACAACGUCCUCUUCCUCUCUGUCAGUGGACAGUGGCUUCCUCUGCUGUGCUCAUCAUGAAGUCAUGGUGGCUGGCCUUGCCAUGCUCGGGCUGGGCACGCCAGAGAGCAAAGACAUCCCAGUGUCAGUGCUGCUGGUGGGACUCGGUGGAGGAGGUCUGCCCCAGUUUCUGCGGGACUUUGUGCCUGGUAUUACUGUUGAGGUUGUGGAAUUGGAUGCUGUUGUGCUGGAAGUGGCAAAGGAGUGGUUCGGAUUUGAACCGGACGAUCGUUUGACUGUCACACUUGGGGACGGCCUUGAACGCAUCUCUGCCCUGGAUAAGGAAGGUGGUUGUUUGUUUGACGUCAUCAUGUUCGAUGUAGACAAUAAAGACAGCACUGUUGGUAUGAGCUGUCCCCCUGCUGCUUUUGUGGAAACCUCCAUGCUGCAGAAAGUCUGCAGCCUGUUAACCCCCAGAGGCAUCUUCAUGCUGAAUCUUGUGUGUCGUGACUCGUCCUUGAGGCAGAGCGUGCUGCAGCGCGUAAGCGCCGUGUUCCCCAGCGUCCUCUCCAGAAAGAUUGAAGGGGAGGUCAACGAAGUCCUCCUGUGCUCCCGUGAAGAAAAGGGAACGUCGGACGCAGCCCGCGUCCUUCCGUCCCUGAACCAGGCUGCCAAGAAUCUGCAGCGCGCGCUGCGCUCCGACAGGACUGGAACCCACCGCAGCCCACAUAUAGACAUUGUGGAGCUGUUAAAAGACCUGAAAGUAGAGUGAAGUCUUUUUGGGGAUGGGCGUGUGUCGAGACUAUUUGAGACAACAUGGUGAAGAUAGUGAAACAUGAGAACUUGAUGAUGAGAACUGACUCUGCCACAGUGCAAUGUUAUGAAAAGUGAUAUGAUGUGUGACAUGCAAUCCCAAAGUAAAGAAGGUUUUUUAUCUUAAAUCCUUAUGUGGUGCUUCUACAGAAGAAUAAAUCAGCAGUUGGUCAAAACCA